GUGCAAAUUUUUCAGCCUGACUGAGACACCUGAAGACUACACAGUCAUAGUGGAUGAAGAAGGAUUCUUAGAGCUCCCUUCAUCAGAACACUUGAGCGUAGCAGAUGCAACAUGGCUGGCCCUCAACGUCGUCUCGGGAGGAGGUGGCUUCUCCGGCUCUCAGCCUAUCGGUGUGACCAAAAUUGCCAAAUCAGUCAUUGCUCCACUAGCCAAUCAGAAUAUCUCAGUGUUUAUGCUCUCCACCUAUCAGACAGACUUUAUUCUGGUACGUGAGCGGGACCUGGCCUUUGUUAUGCACACCCUGGCUUCUGAGUUCACCAUCCUCAGGGUUGUGAAUGGGGAGACUGUGGCAGCCGAUAACCUUGGGAUAACCAAUGGAUUUAUGAAACCAAAACUGGUUCAAAGACCUGUCAUCCACCCCCUUUCCAGUCCGAGUAACAUGUUCUGUGUCACCAGCCUGGACCCUGAUACCCUUCCCUCUGUUGCUACACUCCUUAUGGAUGUCAUGUUUUACUCCAAUGGAGUAAAAGAUUUAGUGGCAAGCAAUGAAGAUUCUGAACACAUUCGUUUUUUCUCAUUUUCUCUCAUUGAGGGAUACAUUUCUUUGGUGAUGGAUGUACAGACGCAGAAAAGAUUUCCUAAUAAUCUGUUGUUUACAAGCGCAUCAGGAGAACUCUGGAAGAUGGUUCGCAUUGGAGGGCAACCUCUUGGCUUUGAUGAGUGUGGAAUCGUGGCUCAGAUCUCCGAGCCUUUAGCUGCCGCAGACAUCCCUGCCUAUUACAUCAGUACUUUUAAGUUUGAUCAUGCACUGGUUCCAGAAGAAAAUAUCAACGGUGUUAUCAAUGCACUCCAAGUCAGUCAACCUGAAAAAUAUUAAUU
This is a messenger RNA of Protobothrops mucrosquamatus (brown spotted pit viper), 879 nucleotides long. RefSeq names its product cytosolic arginine sensor for mTORC1 subunit 2 (gene CASTOR2). Gene Ontology annotation, cellular component: cytosol. The record is from RefSeq and is a predicted model, not a curated record. The transcript is spliced from 8 exons. Lineage: Eukaryota; Metazoa; Chordata; Lepidosauria; Squamata; Viperidae. Gene Ontology annotation, biological process: negative regulation of TORC1 signaling; cellular response to L-arginine. The annotation marks the transcript as partial.